Molecule: messenger RNA, 932 nt
Organism: Leptopilina heterotoma
Lineage: Eukaryota; Metazoa; Arthropoda; Insecta; Hymenoptera; Figitidae
Product: pre-mRNA-splicing factor CWC22 homolog
Exons: 5
Coding region: 155-799 (214 amino acids)
Source: RefSeq, a predicted model, not a curated record
CUCGGCCAUGUUGACAACCUCUUGUGGAAGACGUUGAGAAACACUGUGUUUGUGCUUUUUUGAGAACCCUCCGAACGUCUGUAGCCACAGGACCCCCAGGAAAAUAUAUCUGUUUGUAUUUUAAAGAUUUCCAAGGUAAAAGAGAAUAAAUUUCAUGGAAAAUAUUUUUCAUCUCAAAGAAACAAUAACAAGUGCUUUGUAUACUUGUGAAAAUUACGAAGAAUGGGCUGGAAAAUUUUUCUCUCUGAUAGAAAAUUUACAACCGAGUCACGAAUUAUGUCAGAUAAUUAUCAAUGGAUUCAUUGAAAGCCACUUGAAUAGAGAUUAUUACUAUUGUUUCGCUACGUGGCUAGGAUCGACAAAUGUGGUUUUUCGUUCAAUUUUCGAAAAAAUAUUUGAAAAUCUUUUCGAGUCGGAAUUACCAGGCGAACCAGAUCUUCACCGUAUUUAUGAAGAGACAAAAUUUUUCGCUCGUCUCAUUUAUGAAAAUUCGAUAUCAUGGGAUGUUCUCUCGUGCAUACAAUUAAAAGCGAAUUCGUCAGCAGUACAAGAAUAUUUCGUGACACUAUUAUUUUUAGAAUUGUCGGCGAAUUUUGGAAAAAGAACUUUAUGCGAACGACUUGAAGAAUCAAAAUCGAGAAACGAUUUUAAAGGUCUUUUUCCAAAGGAUAAUUUGGAUAACACGCGAUUCGCCAUAAAAAUAUUCGAAUUAGUCGAUUUACACGAUUUGACUCACGAUUUGCACGCACAUAUCAACGAAUACGAACUUAAUUGCAGAAUACAAAAAUUAUCCUUAUAAAUAAAAUGACAAAAACGAAAAUUAAUAGACUCGUAUUAGUAUUAUGAUAAUUAGUAUAUACAAACAUUUGUAAAUAUUAUAUACAUUUCUUUUUAUAUUUAUAAAAUACAAAAAAAAAAUUAUCAUUUCUAAA